AAAGGACAGAUGUGUCCUUCCAUUGGCAACGGCUAACUACCCGUCACUCGACUCUUGCUCACAGUAUCCACUUUUCUUCCUAGUUCCUACUUCACACCCUAACAAUCACUACCUUCAAUUUCACUUCAUCAAUCUCAUGAUUGCCGCCAUGGAUCUCCUCCACUGUACUUCUCAUUCCUCUACCCUCAGAUUCUUUUGCCCCCAUUUUUCUUCCCCUACACCUCUCCGCCGGCGAUUCUUCAGUGUAAGGUUGAGUCUUCCAUUUCCAAAUGAGAAAGCUAACUAUCACAAAGAGCUGGAAGCUGCAGUAGGUGUUGUGGAGAGAGCUUGUCGUCUUUGCGUUGACGUAAAAAAAUCACUGUUGUCCAGUGACGGAGGGAUUCUUGAAAAGAAUGACCAAACUCCUGUUACAGUCGCAGAUUUUGGGGUGCAAGCUCUAGUUAGCUUGGAGCUGAAUAAAUUGUUUCCCUCUGUUCCCUUGGUGGCUGAAGAGGACUCUGCCUUUUUGCGUUCAAAUAAUCUGGUGGAUUCUGUGGUAAGUACGGUUGCUGAUCAAGCAAGCUUUGGUGAUGAUCCAUUGACUGAGGCUGAUGUGUUGGAUGCAAUUGACAGAGGGGGGAAGGAUGCUGUUGCCUUUGGAAGAAAGCCAGCCACGUAUUGGGUAUUGGACCCAAUUGAUGGCACACGAGGGUUUUUAAAGGGAAGUGAAGCCUUAUAUGUGGUAGGUUUGGCUCUUGUGGUUCAAGGAGAGAUUGUUUUAGGUGUUAUGGGCUGCCCUAACUGGAAGGAAGACAAAUCUUACAAAUCCACUGCAGAGGUGCAGGGAAGCAAGAACAUACCAUUGGGAUCAGGGGUUAUCAUGGUUGCUCAUGUUGGUUGUGGAACAUGGACUAAGAGGUUGCCAGAUAUGCUGGGUACCUCAGCCAAAACAUCUGAUUGUUGGACCAGGACCUUUGUUGACAGGUGUCAAUUGGUACAUGAGGCAUGUUUCUGUAUUCCAGAGAGUCAAACGUGGGAUUCAUUGCCACUGUCAGCUUUAUUCAACGCGACAACUGAUGCUAAAAGUAUAGGGGACAAAGAAAUUCUUCUUUUGCCCAAAUGCUGUGGAAGUUUAUGCAAGUAUUUGAUGGUGGCUUCAGGUAGGGCAUCAGUAUUCAUUCUUCGAGCAACAGCUCAAAAACAUAUAAAGGCUUGGGAUCAUGCGGUUGGUGUGAUAUGUGUGCAGGAAGCAGGAGGAAAGGUUACUGACUGGAAAGGGAAUGAGCUUGAUCUUGGUGCAGAUCAAGUUGAACGACGAAUCAUAUUCCCUUCAGGCGGUGUUGUCGUGAGCAAUGGCAACAUACAUUAUAAGAUCCUAGAGAUGAUCUCUUCCACUUCAUCGUUUGAAGGGGAUGCUAUCCUAUCUUGAUGUUUCUUUUAGCUUUGAA
Messenger RNA from Pistacia vera, 1427 nucleotides. Its product is annotated as putative PAP-specific phosphatase, mitochondrial. The record is from RefSeq and is a predicted model, not a curated record. The transcript is spliced from 9 exons. Gene Ontology annotation, biological process: sulfate assimilation. The coding region runs from base 137 to 1408 and encodes 423 amino acids. Lineage: Eukaryota; Viridiplantae; Streptophyta; Magnoliopsida; Sapindales; Anacardiaceae. Gene Ontology annotation, molecular function: 3'(2'),5'-bisphosphate nucleotidase activity.